AUGCCUCGGACAAAGAUCAUCACCGGCGAUCAGCCUCGGUUGAACGACCAAGAGACAACCACACUGCAGUCCCAUGUUGAGGACUGGGAGAAGGCAAGUGGAACUGAGCGACGACAGAUCUUUAAAGUGGCCACAAGAGAGGCAAAACUUUUCGCUCCAAAGAUGGACAAAGAGCUCUUGAAGCAACGAAAAGAGAGAUACAGGCUCAACGAUGAUGAGUUGGAGGAAGCCCGGGCAAAGGCCGACCAGUGGACAAAUCAAGUGCCUGACCCUGUAGUCCAGGCCAAGACAGCUAAGAAGAAGGGCGAAAAAAUGAUCAAGCACUUCGCGAAAGAGAUGUUUACUCAGGCCGGUAUGAGACUCUUUGUAUUGGGUUCCUGGAAGGAUGAGAAGGGUGGCCUACUUACAUCUGGGCAAGUUGAUACAAUCGGUCGGUUUGACUUCAAUGAACACCUUGAGAGAGGAUCCAGCUUCAUGAAAUGCAAGGACUGGCAGGUCAUCUUACCGGCAUGGGAAGAUUUCAUUGACCAGGAUCAAGACCAAGACGGCAUGCUGCUGGGAGGCACUCGCCGAGUCCCGAAGCCUCAUUACAAGUUCGACCUGGACCAUAUGGAUUUGCCGAUAUUGCCCGACAUUAAGGGUGUCUCGCUUGAAGUCAAGAAGUCAAUGAUUCGGUCAUUCCUCACCAUUCAUUACAGAAUAUGUUGCGGAAAACGGAAGGUCCCAGUGCCUUGGAGCGACAUAAUGAAGGGGCAGUCUCGGUUCAUCUCCAGCACAUUCCUGCCAAAUGAUAUCAAGAUCACAGACCCGUCCAAAAUGCAACGGAAUGAAGCCAAUGCCUUGUUGGAAUAUUGGCUGGACCGACAAGACAACCAGGUUGGACUAACAUUGAAGUUCAAAGCCUGGAUUGACGACAAGGGCAAGAUGCAUUCUCCAGUUGGCGAAGGGUCUGAUGGCUCUGAUGGCGAUGCUGAUGAUGAAGGCUUAUGGCCCAGGCCAACUACAAAGUCAUCGGCCAACGCUGCACUCUCAUCGGCCAGACUUCCAAAAAGGCCGCCAAGGUUCAUCAAACAAGCUCCUAUCGGUUCUGCCAAUGAAGAGUCUAACAACACCGAUGCCCCCGAACGUGUGGAGAAAGAUGCAAUGACAGCACACAGUGACCGGGUGGGGUGCGAGUUGGAGUCAGAUGACCGACCGCGACCGAAGAGCUUGCGUAAGAGAGCCACAAUUGAGCCUGCCAUCAUCUCACUGCCAACAGACUUCGCACAAAUGGGCCGACCGGUGGUAGAGUUGGUCAGAAAAGUUACUCAUAACAGACAAGCCACUACCGCAGGCAAGACCGGCAUGCCCACUGAACAGGUGACCAAGGGAUCAGUUGAUGAAAGUGGUGGCAACACUGCACCCAAAGCCGGCUAUGACGCAAGUGGUGCUCAUCAUGGUGGCCAGCACAUUCGUAGCUUCGGCCCACAUUCAACUCGUCGGGGUAUGGAACAUCUUCUUGCAACACCAGCAGCAAAUGACCAGUCGACCAAGAAGACCAAGGCAACUAGGAAUAUAUUGCCCGCGGAAAAUGACCGGUUGCCGAGAAAAUUGCUUGCCACCAGAGCCAGGUCACCGGCGCUGAAUGACUGGUCGCCCUCGCCCGCAGUAAAUGACUGGUUGCCAAAGAAAUCACUUGCCACCAGAGACAGGUCACCGGCGGUGAAUGACUGGUCGCCCAAAAAGACCAAGGCUACCAGAUCGGUGGCUCGCUCGCUCUCUGAUGCACCAGCCAGGGGUACAAGGAGUAAGAUUGGCAAUGGGCUUGGCGCCCGAAUUUGA
Molecule: messenger RNA, 1821 nt
Organism: Suillus discolor
Lineage: Eukaryota; Fungi; Basidiomycota; Agaricomycetes; Boletales; Suillaceae
Exons: 5
Coding region: 1-1821 (606 amino acids)
Source: RefSeq, a predicted model, not a curated record